Molecule: messenger RNA, 951 nt
Organism: Colletotrichum graminicola M1.001
Lineage: Eukaryota; Fungi; Ascomycota; Sordariomycetes; Glomerellales; Glomerellaceae
Product: phytanoyl-CoA dioxygenase
Exons: 1
Coding region: 1-951 (316 amino acids)
Source: RefSeq, a predicted model, not a curated record
AUGACUGUCCCCUCACAGGAGGAGGGUCUGAGCCCGGAGCAGCUCGCCCGCUUCCACCACGACGGCUACCUCAUCAUUCCCGGCGCCCUCUCCCCGGAGACCGUGUCGGGCCUGCUCGCCGAGACCCACUCACUGCUGGACAACUUCUCCCUCGCGGACCACCCCAUGACUCGCUUCUCUACCGGCGACAAGGCCGAUCACGUCGGCGACGACUAUUUCCUCUCCUCAGGCGACAAGGUCCGCUUCUUCUUCGAGGAGGACGCCUUCGACCUCGCGGGCAACCUCUUAAAGCCCAAGGCCCGCGCUAUCAACAAGAUCGGCCACUACCUGCACGUCCUCUCGCCGCCCUUCGCCGCCAUCUCGGACCCGUGCCCUGCACCCGGGCGCGGUCCCGUCAAGGGCAAGCCGUCGGCCGUGGCCCGCAGCCUGGGCUUCCGCGACCCGCGGUGCCUGCAGAGCAUGGUCAUCUGCAAGCAGCCCGAGAUCGGCGGCGCGGUGCCCCCGCACCAGGACUCGACGUUCCUGUACACGGACCCGCCGUCGGCUGUGGGAUUCUGGUACGCCCUAGAGGACGCGACGCUCGAGAACGGCUGCCUGAGCUUCCUGCCCGGGUCGCACCGCUGGGCCCCUGUGACUCACCGGCUGGUGCGCAAGGCCGGCGGCGGGACGGAGAUGGUCGACAACGACGGCCCGCGGUUCCCCCCCGACGAAAAGUACGGCGGCGCCGAGGGCGAGAGCGAGGGAGGAGGGGAGUACGUGCCGGGCGAGGUCAAAGCCGGCGACCUGGUGCUGAUCCACGGCAACCUGUUGCACAAGAGCGAGAAGAACCUGAGCCAGAAGGGGCGCAUCAUUUACACGUUUCACGUCAUUGAGGGCGAGGGCACAACGUACGACCAGAGGAACUGGCUGCAACCGCCCGAGGCCGGGUUCACCCGGUUGUACGCUUCAUGA